UUUGAUAAAAAGUCGACUCUUGAGUUCUUUUUUUUUUUAAUUGUAAUAUUAAUGAGAAGAGUGAUGUGUAAUUUUCCAAAUUUACUGUUAAUAAUUCCAUUGCUGAGCUCAUUAGUUUUGAGCGAAAAAUUAUCUUUACAAAAUGUACCUAAAGACAUCACAGUAUUUUUGAAAAACGAACGAAUUUUUGAUCAGUAUAUGAAUUGCAUUUUUGAACGCGGUCCUUGUACACGAGAAGGUCACCGACUUCGAGAAAUACUACCGGAUUUUUUUGAAACAAAAUGUUCAGACUGCAGUGAACGCGAGCAAGAAUUGGCUAAUCAAGCAUUGACGUACAUCAGAGACAAUAAACCAGAUGUUUGGAACAAAUUAAUGGACAAAUAUAAUCCGCCAAAACGACCACGGUCAUUUUUUCAAGCAUUAUUUGGAUUUUAAUAACGAACUUGUCAAAAUUUUAAAAAUGCGGACUAUGAAAUGAGAGCGAAAUCGGGGAACUUUAUAAAAAUUUAAAGUUACUUUUAAUUGGUCGGUUUGUUAGAAGAAGAUGCCACCUACCGGCCAAAAAGAAGAUCUAGAUUUUUCAAAUAAAUUUUAUUAUCAAUUAAAAACUGUUUUGAAAAUCAUGCAUUAAUAGUUAAUACGAAAAAUUGUUAACUUUUUAUUUUAUUAAUAAUAUAUAUAUUUAUAUAUAUAACAGAACAGUUUACAAACUUAUGGACUAGGCUUGAGCA
Molecule: messenger RNA, 731 nt
Organism: Microplitis demolitor
Lineage: Eukaryota; Metazoa; Arthropoda; Insecta; Hymenoptera; Braconidae
Product: ejaculatory bulb-specific protein 3
Exons: 2
Coding region: 52-435 (127 amino acids)
Source: RefSeq, a predicted model, not a curated record